GGUCUGUCACAUUUCACGCUGACACCAAGCGAACACUGGGCGCAUACACACACAUCCUCAUACACUCACACGCAGGGCUCACCAUAUUAUCGACAGAUCCGAGUCAGGAGUACAGUCGAGGAGAGCACAUUGAAGUGACUUAAAGCUUCUUCUGUGAGAGGAAACGAGAGAAAAAAAACGCAGAAAAAAAGAAACGGAGGAAAUCCCCCGAAAGGAAAUGCCAAUCGCAGCCGCUGGACAGCCAACGACUCAGGAGCCUAGAGUUUGCCCCCGGCUGCCCUCCACCCCGGAGCCUGUCCCUAAAGGGGCUGAUUUAUUCGACGAGGCGGGGGCGGCGGAGUCGGCGGAGCGAACAGAGUACGGGGGCGCGGAGGGGGGUAGAGGACUCGGGGGCUAUAGUUACAGCCAGAGCGGCGCUAGGGGCUUUGCACAGCCCGGAUCCAUCAACGGCUCUCCGCCGCAGUCCCCAGCCGCGUCCUCCUCUUUUCUCUUCCACCCUCUUCACACGCACCAAAUGGCAAUGGAGCCCCCAAGGACUCGAUCGCGUUCUCGGUCUGGAUAUUACCAGCACUACGGUGGUGGGAAUAGCAACGGAAUUACCGGCAGCGGAGUCAUGGGGUCUAACCAUCACCACCAUCACCAUCAGCAGAAUCAGCAGCUACAUCCACAGCAGCAGCACGGUGCCGGUUGCGCACCACUUGGAGCUCACAGCAACCAGUCGGAGAACCAGCAGCGAACCCCAGGAAGUAACGCCUCACCCGGCAUUCAGAGGCUGUCUUCGGUUCCCGGUGCUCACCGCAUCCCGGCGGCAGGAGCCUCUGGUGGAUCCUACCACUGCCACCCAGACAUUUCUUAUGGAGAGGAGAGUGAUAAGAGUGAGGAAAGCCCCAGUCCAAAGCGCCAGAGGCUGUCCAGUCAGUCUGUCUUGGAACAGCUAACCUCAUCAGCCCCCCCACCGUCCACCCCGUCUCCCCCCAUCCGGCCCUGGGAGUCAGCACCCCCAAGUCGAAGACAGCCUCACCCCCACACACACUACCACCAGGAGAGAUGCUUAACUCCUGCGCGACACAGACGCAGCCCACCAGCAAGACGUCAGCGUGGCCGUCUCUCCAGACCCGCUCGUCACUUGCCUCCCCAUCACAACCCCUCUCCCCAAGGCCUCACACCUCGCCUAUCACCACCAGAGCUCCAGGAUGAAAACUACCACCGCAACCCCCACCUCUCCACACACCAGACAUACCCAGCACACACACCCAGCCCCUAUGGCCAGCCUAACCCAGUUGGAGGUGGGGGGCCAGGUCUGGAGGAGCCCCGAGCUUUCCACCCUCCCACUUUGUCACCACGACUACUGCAUCCAGCUGCUCACCACCACCACCACCACCAUCAGCAACAGCAUCAUGGGACGCAGCAGCAGCAAGGAGCCAUGGUCAUGGACUUGCAUGAACAGCUGCAGCAGGCCAGUGUACCAGUCUCCUACACAGUGACCCCAGUCCCUCCACAUGGCCUCGCAACGCCUUUGUGUAGUGGCCAGCACCUUCCCCCUACCUGUUCCUCUCAACAACAAGUCCCUGCCUGCAGCGUGGUCUUCAGCACUGGACAACAUUACCACCCGAUGCUGCAGGCAUGUUCAAUGCAACAUUUGCCAGUGCCCUAUGCCUUUCCCUCACUGCUGUCCAGUGACCCUCAGUUCCUGCUUCCCCAUCCACCUCACCUCUCUCACCACCCUGCCCACCUCCCUGCACCCGGACAGUUCCUGCCUUUCCAGACUCAACAGCCACGAUCGCCCUUACAGAGGAUUGAAAAUGAGGUUGAGCUUCUGGGAGAGCAGCUUUCGGUAGGCGGAGGCUUCAGCUACGCCCACCAUCACCACCACCAUCACCACCAGCCUCCCUCCACCCUGCCGCCAUCCACACCUCUCCAGUUCCUCUCACAUCAUGACCCCCUGUCGCAGGAGCUCUUUACAGUGCCCUAUCCCCACUUCAUGCCUCGCCGAUUCACAAGCCGGCGUUACCGCUCUCAGCAGGCUGUACCCCCAUCACCAUACCACCCCAGCUUCCUGCCUUACUUCCUGUCCAUGCUUCCUGUGCCCCCUAAUGUGGCUCCCACUAUCAGUCUAGAGCUGGACAUGGAUGAUGGAGAGGUGGAAAACUAUGAGGCCCUGUUGAACCUUGCAGAACGGCUGGGAGAAGCCAAGCCCCGUGGCUUAACUAAAGCAGAUAUAGAGCAGCUUCCAUCGUACAGGUUCAAUCCCAACAAUCAUCAGUCUGAACAAACACUGUGUGUGGUUUGUAUGUGUGACUUCGAGUCUCGCCAGCUUCUAAGGGUCUUGCCCUGUAAUCACGAGUUCCACGCCAAGUGCGUAGACAAGUGGCUCAAGGCUAACCGAACCUGUCCUAUCUGUCGAGCCGAUGCCUCUGAGGUCCAGCGGGAUUCUGAGUGACCUCUUACACCGCAGUCCCUGACUACCUUUUGGAUGCACCAACUGAUCAGAAAAUUCUUUCUGUCAUAUGCCUCCACUCGCACAUUCUGCCACACAACUGGGACCAGAGCUCCUUAUUCCUUCACUCUGUAAUCCCCCAGGACACUGAACAGCAAUUCUCACCUGGGAUCAGCAACGUUCUCCUGACGCAUACCGACUUUAUCGCUGGACUUACUCAGCCUUGUGUUUUGGACUAUUACGCCCAUAGUACUCUGCCUUCUGCCCAUGGUUGCUCCUUACUAUGAAUGGCCUUUGAAACACAUACACACAGUGUCAUGUGCAGGUGCACAUAUAGAAGUGUAUUUUUUUAACCCAUUAUGAGCCCUUCCAAACUGACCUGUUCAGUCUUCUAGGUGAUGGACAGAGAAAGACUUUUGUAAAGUUGUACUAACCAACAUUUAGGGGGAAUUGGCAGUCCAAAGAUUCUGAUUAUGUCUUUGUUAUUAUUCUGGUUAUAAUUAAUCAUCCACAUUUUUGCUUGCAGAAACUGUAAUUUUUACAAGACUCAUUAUAGUUGCAGUUGAACAGUAUCAGUCCACUUUAAUUUCUGUAUGUUUAUUCUUGCAUUCCUCUGUGUGAGAGCAGUCUGUAUUGGGUGAAACAGAGAUACUGUACACUGUAUGUUAAAAAGUGAGCUACUUUGAAACAGUGAAAAAUAUACUUUAUUUUCUUUAUAUGUGUGUCUGUAUGCAGGUGGGUGUGUGUGUGUGUCCUUGCACUUGUAUGCAAGUGGAUGUGUGUGUGUGUAUUACUACUCCUGUGUAUUUAUACAGUUCAUAUGGUACAGUGCAUUGACCUCCUUAAUCCUGAUUUUUUUAUUUCACUCUGCUUCACAUAGACUUAGACUCACUGAAGGUUGAGGGUCACUUCAGACCUUUUUUAUGUUCAAGAUUUGAUCAAAAAUCAGUUUAAAAUCAGAGCGUAGGACUGGGAACACUUCCAGGGAAGUUAACAACGCUUUCACACGCCGCAGCUUCAUCACUCCGUGUCUGCUCUUCUGCAUUGUUCUUGUCUCCAACUAGAAAAUGCUGGAGACAUUUUUUUUUGUGCUACAGUAUGUCCUAUCCUGAAGGAAACCGAUCAGGACUAUUUAACUUUCUCGACAUAUCCACUAAGCUCUCCCCCCGAGGCACAUCAUGUGAAUACAGUUGGAUCUUACAGAGCUGACAAGGUGGAUGCAAAACUUUCAUUAGCAGUGUCACCAAGACGUUCAUACCUGCUCAGUUUCUUAGCUUUCUUAUGGGAAUGAGGCCUUUGAAAACAUGUCUGUAUCUGUCUUGGUACCCAAGCAGCUUUCUGUAAGUGUUGAUAGAUAUGGAUGCUGUGUUUUGUUCAUCAUUGACAAGGAACAAGUUUGAAAGGAUCUAUAAGGUCACAGUUAAAUCUACCGUUUCACCAGACGGUGGAUUAAACGCUUGAGCACUUUAAUAUGUAGAUUUAAGACUUACAGGCUCUUUUCAUUCUGAACAAACCACUGAUUGUUUCCCACAGUCCAUGUGUGUAUGUGAACAAACAUUUAAUCCCUUGAAAAUAGAAAUGUCCUCCACAGCACCCUGCAAUACCUACAGUAUCUUAAUGUGUCAGUUCCCUCUAUUUCCAGAGGUUUUGUUUCAUAAUAGUACUUUGUCUCUCUAAGGCCUAUGUCAGCAUGUCAUAAUGCAACUCAGAGAUGUUCACCUCAUGCACGGGAAAGGAUUUCUAAUGUAAUUUAUCACUAUUUAUCACAGUUAGUGUUAUGUGUCAAGAUGACAGCCUAACAUAAGCCUUACAGAGAAAGUUGAGACAAAGGUUUGAUUUGGAAAUUCCUGCCAGGCUCCUGCUGUGUCUUACAUCUGAGAAACCUUUUAUAAAACUCCAUUUUCUCUAGGUGCCACCUGUGUCUAUCCAGCAUCACCACUUCAGACCAAACUGCACAAAACCCAGUGGAUCAGUGUUCAGGAAGAUGAAUACAUUGUUCUAGAAAACUUCUCUUCAGUGUUGUCAGUACAUUAAGUCAUGUAAUAUCCAUGGGAAUGGAGGGAAAAUAUAUUUUCUGUCAUCUUUUUUCCUUUGGGGUCAAAGGUCAUAUUUGUGACUGUAUGCAUCCAUUUUGUGUCUUAGAAUUAUUUUAUGUUGGACAGGUUGUUUUUUGUUGCUUGGUACACUAGCAAUUACCUCAGUCCCACUAUUUGUCUUUUCAGAAAAUGGCGCAACCAGUAUGAUUAGUGCUUCUCAGUUUAUUUUGCUAAUCUUUUCCUUGCAAAUUGAUGGGUUGUUUGGAUAUUUUUCCUUUUUAAACUCUAUGAAACUCUGUCAUGGAAAUGGUGUCAUAGUAGUUUCAUUAUGUAUUAUAUCUGUAACCAAAAUCGUUUGAAGACCUGUUAUGAUGAUAAUGAAAUUUUUAACAAACAUUUGUACAUUUUGUAUGAGAGUUAUUACUAGUAAUACUUUAUUAAGUAGUGCAAUGAUUUUUUUAAUCCCUUACCCCCUCUUUUGGAUUUCAAAAGCUGGUUCAAUAAUAAAUGUAUAACAUCCUCUUCUAAAA
Messenger RNA from Scatophagus argus, 5003 nucleotides. It is a transcript of the gene rnf38, whose product is annotated as ring finger protein 38. NCBI's taxonomy places the organism in Eukaryota, Metazoa, Chordata, Actinopteri, Scatophagidae. The record is from RefSeq and is a predicted model, not a curated record. The coding region runs from base 218 to 2440 and encodes 740 amino acids. The transcript has 13 exons.